AUGGAUAGAUCUUCCCGCUCUCGCAGAUCCAGGGGCAAGUCGCCGUCUCGCACCCUGGGUCGUUCAGUGUCCAUCCUGUCCAACCUUUCUGAAAUGCCCGAGUCCGUCGUUUUCGGUACUCGCUGGCAUCUCGAUGAACGCGCAACCAGGCACGGCUUCUCGUCUCGACACAUUGACGACGACUGGUUUGACGAGCCGUCCGACGAUUUCGGGGCCUCUGCCAGGUCCUCGCCCAAAUCGUCGACCGUCGGCGGAAGCAGAGCGUCCGGGUCUGACGAGAGCGAGCGGCCUCCGCGGCGACGAUCCAUUACUGAUUCAACAGGAGCCGACGCAGAUACAGGGGCUGGAUCUAGCUCUUCCGCAUCGACUGGCAGCCGUCCCAUUGCCAUCCCCCGAUCGAGACAAAACAGCGCUGCAUCUGCCAGCACGCUUCCAGAGGCUCUGUCCGCCAGGGGCGAAAGACAAGGUGGUUACUUUCCCCUUCACGAAGACCCCAAGACUCGCGUGCGCCACACGCACCCCUUUUAUCGUGAGAUGAAGAGUUACGACAUGGAUCACUCAGUCGAGGAGGUGGACACCGGCGCUGAUGCCGACGUCGAUAUGCCCAAGCCCCGGUCCCAGUACCACCUGUCAAACUCCACGAGGGACAGCGAUGCUUACUGGAUCCCGAGCGAUGAUGAUGAAGACAGCGAGCCCUUUCGCUCCGCCUCCAUGGGCAAGUAUUAUCCCGGGGUCUACGAACGGCGGCAGGCCCAGAAACGGAGCGGCCGGCCCGUUGAUCCCAUACCAAGCAGCAGCAGGACUACCGCCACCCAGUCCAGGACUCCAAGGACCCCGAAAUACCGGCCAAGGCCCAGGACUCCCGUCAUUGUUCCACGGUCAACAGCGACAACGGAGCCUAUUCCACCACUGAAGCUGUCCGCUGUGGAAUAG
Molecule: messenger RNA, 933 nt
Organism: Trichoderma reesei QM6a
Lineage: Eukaryota; Fungi; Ascomycota; Sordariomycetes; Hypocreales; Hypocreaceae
Exons: 3
Coding region: 1-933 (310 amino acids)
Source: RefSeq, a predicted model, not a curated record